AUGGAGGCAGCGGCGAAGARGUUAAAACUGGCCAAGAAGAAGUUAAAUCAAGUCAACCGUGAACUAUCUACAACAACACUUUUCGGCACCCAGUAUGAUGCUACAUCUUGUAACAUAAAUGAAGUACGCAUUCGGUUGGAAGCAUUAAAUACUUUAGCUGAAAAAUAUGAAAUGGCUCAAGUUGAAAUUGAAGAGCUUGAUGAUUCRGUGCAGGAUGAUCAACAAUGUGAUGAAUAUAUAAAUUUUAAAAAUAAAUUAUACCAUGCCAAAGCAUUAUUAAUGCAGCUGAUAGAAGCCAAUGCAAAUAAUACAUCAAGUAGUCCUACCUAUAGUGAGCUUACCAAAUACAAGACUGAAAAUACAAUGAGGUUACCACCAGUGGAGAUUCCAAAAUUUGACGGUGAUUGGCAACAUUGGACGUCAUUUAUUGAUAGCUUUAAUAUUGUAUUCCAUAACCAUGAGAAUCUAGCUCCUGUUCAAAAAUUUCAUUAUCUCAAAGGUUAUCUUGUUGGUCAGGCCAGUGAUGUUAUUCGGUCAAUUCCCACCACGGGYGAAAAUUAUUUACAAGMAUACAAUACAUUAAUGAACCGGUAUGAUAAUAAAGGUGUAAUCAUUCAAUCUCACAUCAGAUCAUUACUCGAUACACCUAAAGUCCUMAUAGCAUCGGCAACAAAUUUAGAAAAGUUACAGCAUCAUGUCAUGUCCAAUGUCAAUGCGCUCAGAGCAUUAGGACAACUCAUAGAGUCUUGGGACGCAUGGUUGGUCACACUCAUUUGCAGUCGUUUGGAUAGUGCCACAGUGGGGGAGUGGCAACUUCAAUAUAAUAAAAAAGAAUUACCAGUGUUUUCUGAAGUUGAGGCAUUUUUACUCAAUCGCAUUGCAGCUUAUCAGGCAGGAGAAAUGAAUGUUGUAUCUACCAUAGAAAAGAAAGCUGUUGGAAGAGUGUAUAAUCCUAAGUUGCAAGAAAAAAAGGCCUUCCUUGUAGCACCAGCUCAAAAACCAAUUUAUACAAUUAAAUGUAUUUUGUGCAAUGAAGGUCACAGAUUGUACCUGUGUAAACGAUUCGAUAAAUUACCUGUUCAUGAGCGACGUGAUGUUGUCAUGAAAAAUCAUUUAUGUUUUAAAUGUUUAAAUGUUAAUCAUCAAGCAAG
Messenger RNA from Diuraphis noxia (Russian wheat aphid), 1151 nucleotides. RefSeq lists its product as uncharacterized. NCBI's taxonomy places the organism in Eukaryota, Metazoa, Arthropoda, Insecta, Hemiptera, Aphididae. The record is from RefSeq and is a predicted model, not a curated record.